AUGACCAAAGAACUGCCCCUGGUGGGCCAUAGCAUGGCGAUAUUCGCCUCUUCCGCUGUGAUGUUGGGGGUUUCUGUCGUAGCGGUCGCCAUGAGGUGCUUUGUUCGGUCUUACGUGGUUCGGGCAUUCGGAUGGGAUGAUACCCUCAUGGUGAUUGCAUUGGCUCUAUUUGUCACGUUGACCAUAUCCUGUAUGAUCGGAUCAGAUUAUGGCAUUGGUCAUAACGUUGCGGAUUUUCCGAGCUUUGAGGCAUUGAAGAGGGCGCUGUUGAUUUGGUGGCUAAACCAACAGUUUUAUAUUUUUGCAUCAGCAGUAGCUAAGGUGUCCAUAGGCGUUGCUCUGCUUCGCCUGGCGGUCAAGAGGUCUCACCGGAUCAUCGUCUGGGUAAUAAUAUCCAUUGUCGUUGCCAUUGCUCUUAUGUUUUGGCUCGUGCUACUUUUCGACUGCAAACCGGUUUCCUAUUUCUGGAAUCAGGUAGAUAUGGAACAUUCUGGGACUUGUACAUCGAUCAACACUCUACUCGCCAUUGCAUACUUUUACAGCUCUCUCACGAUAGUGUGCGAUCUGACCCUUGGUAUACUGCCGGUCUUUUUGGUUUGGGACCUGCAGAUGAAUCACAGAACGAAGAUUGCUGUUGGGGGUAUUUUAAGCUUGGGAGCUGUUGCCAGUGUUGCUGUUAUCAUUAGGAUUCCCUUCCUGCAUCACUAUGCCGAUAAGGAAUUCCUCUACUCCACUUAUCAAAUCGCUGUUUGGUCAGUGAUUGAAACAGGACUUGGGAUUACUGCUGGAAGCUUGAUGACUUUACGACCACUCUUCCGCUGGUUCCUAGACGGCAGCAUAUCCUAUGGACGAAAUGCCCGCAGUGGCCGGACAAGCUCUCGAAAAUAUCCUCCCUCGAAAUCGCACAGCCAUGAACUGAAUUCAAUCAGCAACCCCAGCUAUUGGAGACCAGAUAUUGACCCUGGUAAAGGGAUUGUGAAUACCGUGUCAUCACCAAGGUCAAACGCCUUUGACGACGACAACAGCAGUCAGGAAGCCCUUUACCCUGACCCGAGUCCGAUCAUCAAUCCAAAGGGGGUCACCGUCCAACAGACCUUUGAUCAAGUCAUUUCCGAGCGAAAAUAA
Messenger RNA from Penicillium manginii, 1125 nucleotides. RefSeq lists its product as uncharacterized. The record is from RefSeq and is a predicted model, not a curated record. The transcript is spliced from 5 exons. Bases 1 to 1125 code for a protein of 374 amino acids. Lineage: Eukaryota; Fungi; Ascomycota; Eurotiomycetes; Eurotiales; Aspergillaceae.